UGGGACUCUCGCUACAAAUCUCCCAAAAAACUCAAUAUCGAGGUUUCCUUUCAAACAAACCCUAUCGACCCCCUCUAGUUUACACACCAUACCAGUCCCUUCCUUCCACCUCCCGCUCCCGCUAGGGUUUUAUCAUACAUAGCGUAAACUGUGCGUAGUCUUCUUGGAUUUGGUUUCGUUUUUUUGAUUACAUCUAGAGAUUAUCAUCUGGAUUGGUUUAUGUAAAUAUGGAGAGAUCUGAUAGCAAAGAUUUCAAGGACCUCACUGGAGGUCCAUCAGAUGCACUCUUUGACGCAUCACAGUAUGCAUUUUUUGGGCAAGAUGCUGUGGAAGAAGUUGAUUUGGGAGGUCUGGAUGAUGAUGGGGAUGAUCCUGUGUUCGGAUCUAUCAAUAAUGAUGAUUACCAUUUGUUUGAUAAAGAUGAGGAUUUGGGUAUCGGAUCAUUAUCUGAUGUGGAUGAUCUAGCGGCUACAUAUGCAAAGUUAAACAGUGUUGUCACGGGGCCAAGAGAUCCUAGAGUUUUUGGCAAUAGAGGUUCUGGAUCGUUUUCAGGAGAAAGUUCAUCUGCCACUGAUUGGGUUCAAGAUGGAGAACUUGGAAGCUGGUUGGAUCAGAAAAUGCCUUGUAUAGGAGAUGCACUGGAGCUCAAUAGAUGGCCAUCACAGCCGCAACCUUCCUCUACCCAUUUCAGUGAAUCGAAGCCUCUGUACAGAACUUCCUCGUAUCCGCAGCAGCCACCGCAGCCACCCCAGCUGCAUCAUUACACAAGUGAACCGGUUCUCAUAUCGAAAUCAAAUUUCACAUCUUUCCCUCCUCCUGGUGGCAGAUCUCAGCAAGCUUCACCACAGCACCCGAAUAUUUCUUCCCUUUCUGGUGGAUCAGGGUCACCCUUCUCUGCUCCAAACUUCUCUCCAUUUUCCCUCUCUAACUCUCAUCUGUCUGGUUUACAUCAUGGGUUGGACUAUGGUGGAAAUCUCCCCCAGUACAGCUCUCCUGAACUUCUGUUUAAUAGCAGGGCACAAAACCAUUGGCUUAACCACAGUGGCCUAUUACAUGGAGAUCAGUCCAGCCUCUUACAUAAUAUAUUGCCACAGCAAUUAUCUCGCCAUAAUGGCGUAUUUUCAUCGCAGCAGCAGCAACAACAGAGACUGCAUGCUUCACUUCAACCAUCUUUGGCACAUUUGGCAGGAGUGCAAUCCCAACUUUAUCAGUCCCAUCCUGCACCAACAAAUAGAAUGACGUUUGGUUUGGUGCAAUUCAGGUCCAAGUAUAUGACGACUGAUGAGAUAGAGAGUAUUCUUAGAGUGCAGCAUGCUGCCACUCAUAGCAGUGACCCAUAUACCGAGGAUUAUUACCACCAAGCUCGUCUUGCUAAAAAAUCUGCUGGGUCCAGGAUAAAGCACCAUUUCUCCCCAUUUCACCUGAAGGAACUUCCCUCUCAGGGCCGUAACAGUGCAGAACAGCAUCCUCGUGCACAGGCUGAUGUACUUGGGAGGAUUCCCUUGACUUCCAUUCGCAGGCCUCGUCCCCUUCUUGAAGUUGACCAUCCACCCUCUGGUUCUGGUACUGGAAGUUCUGAGCUAGGAGUCUCUGAGAAGCCUCUGGAACAGGAACCAAUGCUUGCAGCUAGAAUCACUAUUGAACAUGACCUUUGCCUACUUCUUGAUAUAGAUGAUAUUGACAGGUUCUUGCAAUUUAGCCAGCAACAAGAUGGUGGGGCCCAGCUACGGCAUCGGCGGGAGAUGCUGCUGGAAGAGUUGGCUGCAUCACUUCAGCUUGUUGAUCAACUUGGCAACAGUGGCCACACUGUUGCCCUAGGCCCCAAGGAUGACAUUGUGUUUCUACGAAUAGUCUCUCUCUCAAAGGGAAGAAAGCUUAUCAAUAGGUUUCUCCAGCUUCUCUUUCCUGGUAGUGAACUCACCCGAAUUGUUUGUAUGGGCAUUUUCCGUCAUUUGAGAUUUUUGUUUGGCAGUCUUCCUUCAGAUUUGGGAGCAGCUGAGACUACUAAUAAUCUGGCCGAGACAGUUUCUGUUUGUAUCAAUGGCAUGGAUCUUUGUGCACUUAAUGCUUGUCUAGUCGCAGUUGUUUGUACAACAGAGCAGCCGCUGUUGCGCCCCCUUGGAAGCCCUGCUGGGGAUGGGGCCUCUGUUAUUUUAAAGUCUCUACUUGAUCGGGCGACUAAGUUGUUAUCUGAUCCUCAGGCUCCCGGCACCUGUAGCUUGUCAAAUCGGUCCCUCUGGCAGGCAUCAUUUGACAAAUUUUUUGAUAUCCUUGCUAAGUAUUGUGUGAGUAAAUAUGAAACUAUAUUGCAAUCAGUCUAUGCUCAAAACGAGCCAAGUGCAGAGGCUAUUGGUUCAGAAUUAACGAGUGCAAUAAGUGAUGAAAUGCCUGUUGAUCUCCUGCGAUCAAGUCUGCCACACACAAAUGAAAGCCAGCGGAAGCUUCUAUUAGAUUUUGCUCAGAGAUCCAUGCCCAUUAGUGGAUUCCAUACUCAUUCUGGGACAAGUGACCAAAUAAACUCUGAGUCAGUGAGAAGUUAAGAAAGAAGCAAAGGUUAUGUGAAAGCCAUACAGUGAUGCAAAUGGUAUUUGCUAUCCUCUUCUAUGGAUGGGGAAAAGGUGAGGUUGCCCAUGAAUGGAUAUACUUUGUUGGGGGUAGAUGCAAAGUCAUAUCCAUAAUGCAAGUCAGUUUUGAGUCCUCAGUUAAUCAGUUUAGUUUGUUUAAUUACAGUCUCUUUUACCAUCUUAAUUAGAAUUCUUAAAUCUUGCUGCUCUUUCUGAUGAUAUAUAGUGUUUUUCUUGAACGUGUAUCAUGAUGGGAGUUGAUGACCAGAAGUUUUCAAUCUGGUGAGCUUUAUUUUGGUGCUCUUUGUUGAAACUCCAGACAACUGGAAGUGGAAGGAUACGGGAUAGCAUGUACAGGAUUGCCCUAAAGAACAUUUAGGAUUCCUCCUUUUUGUGUUCCUCCUUUUUAUUCCUCCUAGUUCAUUGCGGGGCAGUAGUGAAUUGUGAUUUUUUCUUUGAAGGUUUCGUUUUAGUCGUGUAUGUGUUUUGAGUCUUGUAAUUCUGGGAACAACCCUUCCUUUUAAGGUGGUUCUCUAAUAAUUAAUCAUUAUGUAAUAAUUUUUGCAUUUUUGAAGCAUAUGGAUUCUCUUAGAUAAUGUACUGGUUAUAUUCCAUGUUGA
Molecule: messenger RNA, 3184 nt
Organism: Tripterygium wilfordii
Lineage: Eukaryota; Viridiplantae; Streptophyta; Magnoliopsida; Celastrales; Celastraceae
Product: protein PAT1 homolog 1-like
Exons: 5
Coding region: 228-2540 (770 amino acids)
Biological process (GO): deadenylation-dependent decapping of nuclear-transcribed mRNA; P-body assembly
Cellular component (GO): P-body
Molecular function (GO): RNA binding
Source: RefSeq, a predicted model, not a curated record